Molecule: messenger RNA, 918 nt
Organism: Alnus glutinosa
Lineage: Eukaryota; Viridiplantae; Streptophyta; Magnoliopsida; Fagales; Betulaceae
Product: ethylene-responsive transcription factor 12
Exons: 1
Coding region: 159-626 (155 amino acids)
Biological process (GO): regulation of DNA-templated transcription
Molecular function (GO): DNA-binding transcription factor activity; DNA binding
Source: RefSeq, a predicted model, not a curated record
GCGAGAGAGGCCAUGCCGUCCAGCCGACGAUUACGGGAGAGACUCGGUGGGUCCCCCUCCACUCUCUACAUACCCCCACUGCUCUCUCUCUCUCUCUGUCUUUCUCCUGUGCUUUUUUUUGGUGUUUGUGGGUGUGAAGGUUUUCGCUGUUUCAUUUCAUGGCGUCGAAUCGCGAGGGACACUACAGAGGGGUGCGAAAGAGGCCAUGGGGUCGCUACGCCGCCGAGAUACGCGACCCAUGGAAGAAGACGAGGGUUUGGCUCGGCACCUUCGACACGCCAGAAGAGGCUGCGCUUGCCUACGACGGUGCCGCUCGCUCCCUCCGCGGACCUAAGGCCAAGACUAACUUCCCGCCUCCGGUCACCGCCGCCGGCAUCCCCCUCGACCUCAACCUCCCCUCCUCCGGCCGUCUCGUCCUCGGCGAGUUCCUCCACACCGGCGUCCUCAAAGACCAGCUUCCCGACACCUCCUCUUCGUCUCCGUUCCCGGUUAAGCGAGAGCCUCAGGUUUCUGUCUCCGCCAGUGGAGCCUCGGUGCCGGAGACCUCCGCCACGGCGUCCUUUCUGGGGCUCGUACGCCGCGGCUUGCCUAUUGAUCUCAACGAGCCUCCUCCGUUUUGGCUUUGAGCGAAUGCGAGAGCUCAUCGGCUGGACCUUUUUUUAUGGCGUAGUUUUGCUCUCUCAUAACUGCUUUAAUUUCCUCUUGUUCUACUCCCCAUUGUCUAGAUUUUUGUUUUCCUUUUCCUCUGUGUCGAGGCUUUGAGAGCGAGCAACCCAAAAAAAAAAAAAAAAAAAAAAAAAUGAAGAAAUGAAAACCAUAUGUAUAUAUAACCCUAUGUUUUUGGUUUUUGUUUCCAUGAGAUACUUUCGAGUUCUUGCUUUUGUUUGGUUUCAGUUAAUCUACUUCGUGUUCUAGAAA